This is a messenger RNA of Podarcis lilfordi (Lilford's wall lizard), 26349 nucleotides long. Lineage: Eukaryota; Metazoa; Chordata; Lepidosauria; Squamata; Lacertidae. The record is from the annotation of a GenBank genome assembly.
AUUGCAGUCAAUAGGAGAUUUCCUAUAAUUGGCGGAAAGGUGGGAACCGGGGGUGGACCACUGGCCCCAGUUACGAGAAAUGAAAGAAGGCCUUGCUCCGAAUCCUGACAUUCUCCGCGCAGCUAUUUCGCUAUACCGCGCCUUUUCACGGCGAGGCCGCGGGUGCUCCUGAGGGGCCCCUUCCCUCAGACCCAUGGGCUUCUAACGGCUCGCGGGGAAACUACGUUUCCCAGGAGGCGUCGCGGUGCUUGCCGGAAGCCCGGGCGCGAGGGUGAGCCGGGGAGGCGCAGGUGCGGUGGCUUGUGGGACCGUCGUCGGAGGUGGCGGCGGCGGCGGCGGGGCUCCAUCAUGGCGGCUUCCAUUUCAGGCUACACGUUCAGUUCCGUUUAUUACUACAGCACCAACAGUAGCGCCGACCAUGUAAGUGCCCCGUGUGAGGCGACGUUUCUCUCUCUCACACACACUUCCCGGGGGGGGGGCAGGGGAGGCAAGCCUUGCGCGAGAGGAAACGGUCGUGAGAGGGAAGAAGGGGGAGGCGGCGAUAGGAAGCGGAGCGCGGCAGGUAGCCUGGGCCGAGCCCGCCGUGGGAAGCGGGAUACGAGGGGGAAGAAAGCUGUGUUUGGCUGGGGGGCGGGGAUGGCAGGGCGAGUGGGCGACCUUUUGGGAAGACAGCCAUUCGAGGUGGGGAGAAGCAAAACGCGUGCUGAGAAUACAAAACAGCUGAGCUUGAUAACGAAGCCGCCCGUGGAGCCGUCAUGCAGCUUUUCCCAACCUGGUGCCCUGGGCGCUUUCACUUGGUAUUUAUGAAGCAACAUGUAGAGACUGGCUUUGGAGAUAAUACAAUCUGUUAAAAAGGAAAGAAAUCUCGUUGGAUGUAUCUAUAGAAGCUGUUUUGUUUACCUAUAGAAACAAGGGGAGGAGUAAAAUUAAAAGAGAAACUAGGACCCCUGUAGUAAUAAAAACUAUAUUUGUUUAUAGUGACGGGGUUCAGCCGUGGUAAGCUGCAGUGUUAGGAUGCUAGAAGAAUUGAAUAUAGCAAGUGAAGCCUUGCUAUAGAACAUUUCCCUGUGCUUUGUUUUUCUGGGGGGGGGAGGAAUCUGAUUCAUUAGCAAUAAUGCAUGGAUGCCAAAUGCAAUUGCAGUUACAGCAAAGCUAGACAGUUCUAAACUGUUUAGGUUUGUGUUUAAAUUAUUAAAAUAUGCUAAAUUAUCAAAAGUGUGAGGCUAACUGAAAACUACUGAAUGCAAAGUAUGCUGUUUUUUCAAUUAAAUUUAUUUUAUUUUGAGAACCCACAAUACUGGAUGUAACUCGUUUGUUUUCUAGGUGAGAAACCUCUGGGGGGGAGGGGGAGAUGAAAAGAUCUAGGUGAAAGCUAUAGAUAGUGAUGGUUUAAGCCAGGGAUCAGCAACCUUUUUCAACCAUGGGCCGGUCCACUGUCCCUCAGACCAUGUGGUGGGCCGGACUGUAUUUUGGGGGGGAAAAAUGAACGAAUUCCUAUGCCCCACAAAUAACCCAGAGAUGCAUUUUAAAUAAAAGGACACAUUCUACUCAUGUAAUAACACACUGAUUCCCAGACCGUCCGUGGGCUGGAUUGAGAAGGCGAUUGGGCCGCAUCCGGCCCACGGGCCUUAGGUUUCCUACUCCUGGUUUAAGCUGAGGGACAAAACUACCCACCAGUUGGUGAAGUUCUGAAUGUUCCCCUUCAGAAAUACUACUAGGUGACUGCAGCAUGACAUUAAGUCUAUCCUUUAGAUAGUUGCAGGUGGUGUUUUAUUUGUAUGUUUCCUUGCUUAAGUUCUUUAUCAAUACACCUUCAUUAUACUGAUUCUGUAAUAUCUUUAACAAUGUUGCAUUGUUUUAGUAUGUGUCUGAGUGUUUCCUGAUGUGGUGUAAUGGUUAUAAUGAUGUAAGUGGACUAAUGGACUAAGACCUCUAGAAACUAAAGGCUCAAAUCUCUGGGAGAUGGGUCCUCCUGAAGUUCUUUUGGGCAGAAUGAGAUGCAGUUGGUGAUGGAUGGUCAGAUAACAAAAUAUUUGGAUAGUUCUAGGCCAGGUGGUGUGACAGGAGGUAUUGGUUGCAGUCUACAGAGACGACUUCUCCUUUUUUGGUCAACUCCAGGUUCUGAGUAUAACUGGUGCUGGGCAAUAAGGAUGGAUUAGAAAUCCUAUUGUACAGCUGAUCAGUAGUCUGGUGUGGUGUUGAAGAUUUGCAGACUUUUGUCUCAACAUUUAUGUUGGAAAUUUUGUUGGUGUGUCUCUGGAAUUCAUUGCUACCAUUACAAGGUAAAAGGUACCAUUACAACCAUGGGGCUGUCACAUUCUAUCAGCCUACCACAUGUUAUGGGUUGCACACAAGUUUGGCGAUAGCUUGAACUCAAGUGGCAGAAGACUUAAAUGUAGCAGCAUAUGAGCCCAUUUUUUGACCCACUGUGACAAUAAUAAUGAUGGCAAAAUGCAUCUGCACCACGAUUCUGUUAGUUUGUCGUAGACCAACAGAAUUGGAGGGGGGGCGGCUUACAGUAGCUUUCAGUGUCGUCCAUAACAUGAUACAGUAAUACUUCCACAAACAUCCGCCUCGUCUAGCAUCCAUUCCAGCGAAUGUCCAUGACAAACCCAGAAGUACCAGAACGGGUUACUUCCGGGUUUGCUGCUCGCGCAUGCACGGAAGUGCAAACCACUCCGCACGCAUGCUUGGCGAUUUGCCCUGCGUCCUUUUCAGCUAGCAGCCAGGGCUCUAGAACGGAACCCAGUCGCAAAACAAGGUACAGCUGUAAUUGUAAAACCCAUAGAGGUGCAGUGGAAUGUAUUUGCUUUGAGGAUAAAAUCACCUGCAGCUAUCUCAGCCUGGAUGUCAUAAAUUCUGCAGUUUGGUCUCUGAAAAUGUGAGACCAACUUACUUUGUUGGGGAUUACAAGGAUGGCGUGAUUUUGUCCCCUUGGCUUAUAACAUUGAGAAGUAAUGACUGGUUGGAGCCAGGAAGUGAGACAAGCCUCCUUGUAAGAACAAGUAGCUUCCACAACCUAGAAAAAGAUGGUUAAGAUCACACAUAAAGAAUCCUCAAUCAUAAGUACUGGUUAAUCACAUAUAUUUGCUUUUAGAGCAAAGUGCUUAAGAAAGUGAUGGUUGUGCAUUUCCAGUUUCACUAAGCAGAUGUCUUUCAAGCUGGAUUUAACAAUGAAACAGUGGUCCUUACUAUGAUGGAUAAUGUUUAUGCUGGGGAAAGAAAAGAGUCCACCUGGAGGCUUUCAGUGUUCUUGGAUACUAGAUGGUAUCCUUCUGGUUUAACUGUCUGGGUUGGGGAUCAGGGACACUGCACUAACGUGGUUCAGUACUUAUCUCAAUAGUUAGUUAGUUUUCUGUACGGGCAACUCCCUGUUUCCACAGUGGGGGUUGGGUUCUGGGUCAUUGCACAUGUUGGCAGAGUGAGUAUAAGCCCAUCCCAUUCCUUCUUCCAGGGACGAAAAUGAUAAGUGUGUCAGCAGUCACACGCAGUGUUCAAAAUUUUCCAGGCGCAUUUUGCACUUGGCUGUCGGCUACUUGCGACCAAGUGAAGAUACCCAGGCACCAGGAUGGUACCUGAUGUCUCCACAAUCUGGAGGUGCAUGUCUGGGGAUCCUUGGAUCUUGACUGUUUUCACACACUAGCACCACAUCCUGUAGAAAUCUGUCUGUUAUAUUUUAUCUGUAUAAAGUAAGCAGCACAUAAGCGGCACACAAAACGCUACCAAACCAUUCUACGUUCUAAAUCUUAUAUUAAUAAUCCAAAAAUUGAGAGAGCUCACAUAGAACGUAGAAUGGUUUAGUAGUGUUGCCACCUGUAUAUAUAUCAUUCUUACUAAAUUUAUUGGAUGCUUUGUCUUGCUGAAGGCAAAUUAAAGCAUUUUUUUAAAAACAACAACCCCCCCCCCCCCAACUUUAAAAGGCCAUAGUUAGUUAACAGCCAAAGGCCAGGCUGAAGAGGAAUGUUUUUGCUUGGCGCCUAAAGAUAUGUACCAACAGUUCCAGGCAAACCUCCUGAGGAGAGCAUUUUACACACACGGAACACAUAAAAUGUCUGUUCUUUUUUUGCCUCUGGACCUCCCACGAAGGGUGCACACAGAGACGGCCCUCAGAUGAUAAUCACAGGGUCCGGAUUGGUUCACAUGGGGAGAGCUAGUCCUUGAGGUAUUGGGGGUGGUGGCCAUGGAAAGGGCUUUCUCUGUUGCUGAAUGUUCUCCACAGGGAGGCUCACUUGGGUGCCAAACUUUAUAUGAUUCUGACACUUUUUAUUCACACAGACUUCCUAAACUGGUUAACUCUUCUUUAAUUGCCAUGACUCUUUCAUCUAUUCCCAGUUCACUGCUUUUAUACUACUUGCAGAAAUGUGUUUCUUCUCAUUGUUAUUAGAAUGUCCUGUAAGAUGUUCUAAGAGUUUAGAAGUUGCAGGGUAGGCUAGAAAAUGUUUUAAAUGAUACAUUUUGCCAUUUUGCAUGUAUUUGUAUCCUUCAGUUUACCAACAGGAAUGGAGGGAUCGCUGCAUAGAAGGGGCAGGGAGGAAGGGACCGGAGAGGCUUGUCACAUUGGCAUUGCUUGGUGUUGUCCAAUUGAAGCCAUAGUAGGAGUUCCAUAAUGUGUUUUGACUUAUUGAACAGUAAGCAUAUUGAGCAUAAUUAUGUGCAGCUCCUUCAGAAUUCUCUUGCUAUUUUGGGCAUAUACUAGCAAUACCCCCCCCAAAAGUACUUUUGGAAUGAUGAUAAUGAAGUCAUGUAGAAUUUUCAUGUUAUAUUUUCAGUGUAUAUUCCUCUAUGCUAUUCUGUCCAUAGAUGGAAUUUGUUCCCUGUGGGAAGAAAACACUUAAGAACAAAGCAACAUACUCUGUUCAGAAUCUUUAGACUCCUCUUGUUAAGGAGUUUAUGUCUCUUUCCUAACACCAUAAAAAUGCUAUGCUUUGUUUUAAUUUUUGUUUUUGUUUUCUUGUUUCAAACAAAAAACUAAUUUGCAGUUGAAUUUUAAUGGAUUUUUGGAUUACCAUUAAUUGUGUUUAAGUUUAUAUGAGCUACUUUGGGGGCUAACAAGGUAGAGUAUAGAUUUGGAAAACAAUAUUCCCCAAACUUGUGGUUUAUUGGGUAAAACAAUAUGACUGUUUUAGGAAAACAGGCCUAUUUUAAUUUUAUUUUGCUUGUUGAUAAAUAGCAAACAAAUAAGUUAAUGGUAUCUUUGGUUUCUGUUACAUUAUGCUUUAUCUACAGAUCUGUGUGCUAAAUUCAGUACUUUUUGUCCUUCAGAUGAACUUUUUGUUUGCAACUUAAACAAUUUUGACUUCGGAUCAGUGAAUUCUGUUGUCUGCUCUGGAAGGCAAGCUUCUUAAAGUGCAAGCUGUUCCAAAGCCCCAAAUAGGAAUGUUCUGCCUACUUUUUUGCAGUAUGCAGCUACUGGAUUGUAGCUUUUGCAAAUAUGCACUGGUUUGUGUUCUCUGAUAGCAUUUUGUAGUCCUGUUUUAUCUGGAAUGCAUGCUCUAUACAUUAUUUCAGAACCAAGUAACUUGCAUGUUAUUUUCAAUAGUGAAGUGAAGAAGCCAACUUUCAAAUUCCAUUUGUGUACUUAGGAUAGACUACAGAGAACAAGAGAAGUUCUAAGCUGCUGUUUUUACCUUCUCUAUUCAGCAAGCUUUAUCGUUGUCUUGCUCUUAUUUUCAUAUCUUUCUAAGCCCCUUUUUGGGUUACAUCUGACUUCACUGUAGGAAAAAAAUAGUCUUGAUGUGAUAGGAUGUAAACAUAAGUCCUGUGCUAACAAUUGAAAAUGCUGUGUUCCGUAAACAGAAUCUAAAGGUCCCAAAUUCUCUGCCUCUGUGAACCUGCUUCAUAUUUCCAGCAGGGGCCCAUGUGACACACUGGCCACAUUCACACAGUGCUCAACCAUGGUUGAGCACUAUGUGUAUAAGCUGGAACUGAGACAAAGCAAACCCUCAGGCUUGUAGAUUCCCGAUUCCUCCUCUAUUUCAGCUAAGUGAAGGACUUAACCAGCAUUUUCCCCCAAUUUUUUUUCUGAAUCUCUGCUUCUUGUCAGGGGUUCUGGUUGAAAACAAACCAAUGGUUUGAAGUUUGCUUAUUUUGAAACAAAAUUCAGGGAAACUGAAAUUAUAUACUAGUGAAGCCAUUUUGGUUGCAUAAGAGGAGAAGAGAGGCAAUGGUAAGCCAUAGGUUAGUAUUGUGUGCAAAAUAAUUUCUUAACCAGUCAACUUCAGUGAUAUUCCAGUGAAGAAUUUUUUGGCAUUCCACUAUAUAUAAUGAAUAUACAAAAUUUCAAUGUAAUUUAAAUACACAGGAAAUAAAGGGAAAACAUUUAACAGUCUUUGAUAUAAUAUAGUUUAUUGCAUGAGGCUACUAUUGAGCCAGCCUGGCAUUUUGAUUUAGCAAUCUAUCUCUUCGAUGAGUGAAUUUAUCCUACUGUAUGAAUGGAAGUUUAGUCUGCUCACACAUGCACAACCCUGGAAUGAUCCCAGCUAGAACAUGUGCCCACUUUGAUUCAGAAAGAAAGCUUAUUAACCCCAUAGGAUCCAGGGGUAUUUGUACUCUUAACAUGAGUCAACAGUGUGAUGCAGCAGCAAAAAAGCUAAUUCUGUUCCAGGCUGCAUCUACAGAAGUAUGGUUUCCAGAUGUACCGCUCUAUUCUGCCCAGGUCAGGCCACACCUGGAAUACUGUGUCUAAUUCUGUGCACCACAAUUUAAGAAUAAUGUUGACAAGCCGGAACAUGUGCAGAGGAGGGCAACUAAGAUGAUCAAGGGUCUGGAAACAAAGCCUUAUGAGGAACAGUUGAAGAAGCUGGGUAUGUUUAGCCUGGAAUAGAGGGGACUGAGAGGAGAUAGGAUAGCCAUCUUCAGAUAUCCCAAGGACUAUCAGCUGGAAGAGGAAACAAGCUUGUUUUCUCCUGUUCUGGAAGGUAGGACUCAAACCAAUGGCUUCAAAUUACAAGAAUGAGAUUCUGACUAAAUAUCAGAAAGAACUUUCUGACAGUGAAAGCUGUUCGGCAGUGGAACAGACUCUCAAAAGAGGCAGUAGACUCUGCUUCCUUGGAGGUUUUUAAGCAAAGGUUGGAUGGCCAUUAGUCAUGGACGCUUUAGCUGAGAUUCGAGCAUUACAGGGAUUGAACUAGAUGACCUUUGGGGUACCUCCUAACUGUACAUUUCUAUUAUUCUAUGAGUAAGAGGUCCAUUUGUGCAACCUUGGAUUGUGCCCUUAAUAAUUUCAGUUACAUGUAGUUAUGAAAACUGCAUGAAGAUAAAACAUGAUGGAGUACAAUUGUAGGUUUUGUCAUUAAUCAUAAUUAUUUUGUUCAAUUUUAUAGGAAGGAUUUCUUUUGGGAGAGAUAAGGCAAGAGGAGACGUUUAGUAUUAGUGACUCUCAAAUCAGCAACAUUGAAUUUCUGCAAGUUAUUGGUAAGUAGCUACAGUUUAAUAACUUGCACUGCAAUUGAACCUCAUUUAUUUAUUUAUUUAUGCAUGCAUGCAUGCAUGCAUGCAUUCAUUCAUUCAUUUAUUUCACUCCCAUGUUUAAUGCUUUGAAUUAUCAAAAAAUGGUCAGGUAAGUUUCUCGACUGAAAUAUGUGGAACUCUGUUCACUGGUGCUACUUGAUUUUCUACUUUCUGUGGCAUAUGAUAAAACGUCCCAGGUGUACACUUCGGGGACAGGUAGUUAAGAAAAGAGCAUCUACUUCAUGAGGCCACUUGCACCUGGGUACAUGUUUUUCUAGUUCAGCAGAUACACAGCUGAGUUACAUACUUUUUUUCUUGUGCUUGAAAUACAGUUCAGUUCCUAAGGGGGAAGGAAGCCACUGGAUUGGAAGUGUGGCUACAUGUUUAUAAGUGCCAAGUGUUGUUCCAGUAUCCGUGGAAUAGUGCCCUUUUGUUGAUUAUGGUAAAAAUAAUAUGACUAAAGAGCAAAACACUUGUAUAGGUUAAUUUCAUUGAUAUUAGAAACGUUCUUUAUAUGUUCAGGGAAAUGGAAUUGGGUAUUUGCUCUUGGGUUGAUGUUUGGAAAAAAACAUUUGGGGUACAUCUUGGUAGCUUUCCACUUGAUGCAAAGUAUAACUGAAACUUACACUGUCAAUUUCUUGUUACAGAUAUCCAUAAUCAUGAGCCUUGUUCCAAACUCUUUAGGUAAGUUACUUUGUCAUCUUUUUCUUUUUCCUCUGUGCCAAUUGUAGGUGGGCUGAAACCAGCAUUAGUAUAACUCUCAGAAUGAGCUUCCAGUCUAAUUACUAUUUUUUAAAUCAAUACCACAGGUGUUAUGAAAGAACAUCCUUCAACUUUGUAAAGAACAAAAAUAAAUCCUGAAUGCGCUUGGGAGCUCCCAUAUGUCGUAUACAUUAUUUUACAUAUUUGCAAUGCAUCACAUUAAAAGUAAUACCUAAAUGAGUCUUUUCUCCUUAUAAAGUCUCCUUUUAAAAAUAAAUCCUUUUUAAAAAUUCAGCUCAUCCUUUCAGAGACUUAGAAAUAUGACUAGCUUUCUAGGGAUAUAUGGAUUUAUUGUUAUGGCUAAAAGAAUGCAGAUGCCAAGUUGCCCUGUUUGUACCAAGUGAUUCAAUAGGAAGUAAGUUUUUAAGUGGUUCAGUUCCUUCAUUUUGUGGCUCUCCACAUUCACAGAAUACUUUUUGCCAUAUCGUAUUUUACAGAUUCCACGAUCUGUAUGUAAUACAAUUGAUGCUGUAUGUGUUAAAUGUAUAGCUAUUGCUAAUUUAGGCAGUCCCAUAAAAUUAUUGCUUGGUAUGUAUUUAUCCUCUUCAAGAUUUCCAGCCAGUUUAUUUAUCACACUUAUUGACAUGAUGUUUUAAUUAAGACAUUUAACAAAAUUUAUAUACCACAUAAUUGUAAAAAUUAAAAAGAUUUUGUAAGUGGUUUACAAAAACAUAUUUUUAAAAUCUUUAUUUAAGCGUGAUACAUGUUAAGAGAAAAUGUCACUAGUGAUGGUGGCCUUUGCAUCUUUCCCCCCUGUGUCCAAGAGCUUUCCAAUUUUAUGGAUUCUCUUCUUUUUUAGAGCAUUUUAUUUAUUAGUCUGGUAAGGAUAAGACUGAGAGGAGAUCUGAUAGCCAUCUUCAAAUAGCUGAAAGGUUGUCACAUAGAGCAGUGUUUUUCAACCACUGUUCGCCGCGAGAUGUUGCCUGGUGUGCCGUGGGAAAAAUUGAAAAUUUGAAAGAUUUUUUAAAAAAAUGUCAAAUUUUCGCCCACUAGGCGGGCGCCGGACUGUGUCCACCCUAUUUUCCAUCUGUCCUGGGUGGGGAUCAGAUCGGAUGAGAGCGGACAGGCGGUCCGCUCUCAUCCGAUUCCCCAUAGAGAGCAGUGGGGCUCUGACAUCUCCCUCUCCGCACACAGUGCGGAGACGGAGCUGUCAUCCGCCGGCUCAGCGGGGAUCAGCGGAUCGAUCCCCGCUGAGCAGAGAACGGUCCGCAACAUUUUUGUUCGCCAUUAAAGAAAAAAAUAUUAAACCAUGCUUGAAUGUUAAACCAUGCUUCUUUGUGUUUAUUUGAUUCCUAUUCAAGAGAAUUAUUUUAUAUAUAGUCAAUAUAGGCACAGAGUUAAUUUUUUUAACAUUUUCUAAUGGUGGUGUGCCUCGUGAUUUUUUUCAUGAAACAAGUGUGCCUUUGCCCAAAAAAGGUUGAAAAACACUGACAUAGAGCAUGGAGUUUUCUCCUACUCCAGAGAUUUAAGUUACAACAAGGGAGAUUCUGACUAAACAUCAGGAAGAACUUUCUGACCAUAAAAGCUGUUUGACAGUGGAACAGACUCCAGCAAGAAUUGGUGGAUUAUCCUUCCUUGGAGGUUUUUAAGCAGAGAUUGGAUGGCCAUCUGUCAUGUAUGAUCUAGUUGAGUUUCCUGCAUUGUAGGGAGUUGAACUAGAUGACACUCAGGUCUCUUCCAACUCUAAUUCUAUGAUUUUAUGAUAUUACAUUUAUAUUCCACCUUUCCUCCAAGGAACUGAACACCAUGUAUGUGGUUCUUCCCUACUACAUAUUAUCCUCAAAACUAUGUGAGAUAGCUCAGGCAGAGAAUUGGUAACUUCUUGAAUUUAGAUUCAGGUAGGUAGCUGUGUUGGUCAAAAUAAAUAAAAACAUUGUCCAGUAGCACCUUAGAGACCAACUAAGUUUGUUCUGUGUAUAAGCUUUUUGUAUACCCAGAACAAACUUAAUUGGUCGCUAAAGUGCUACUGGACAUUUUUUAACUUCUUGAAGAUCAUCUAGGGAGCUUUGCCAGGGGAUUUGAACCCUAGCCUCUGAGGUCCUAGUCCAGUGGUAACCAUUACACCAUGCUGGCUCUCAGAAGUUAUCUGAAACUUUCUGCCAAUCCUAGAAAUACUAGCACUUCCACAUAGGAAAGUUGAAAGCUGAAAGCAAUAGGUGUCUAUAUAUACAAAGACAUUUCUUAUAAAUUCAGUUCAGAACAUCACCACCCAACCCCACCCCCACUCAUCUCUCUCCCCCCCCCACCUCUUUCCCCCUAUUCUUCCUAAUGUCUCAACAAAUGAAACCGAUUUUUAUUUUUUCAAAAACGUGUUACUUGGGGAAAAAAUACGAGAGAGAGACGUUGCACAUGCAUUUGUAAAAUCUUUAAUAAAAAUACAUUAAAAUAAAAUAAAAAAUAAAUUCAGUUCAGAUUAUACAAUGUUGUUGUCAAUGGAGUUUAGACCUAUUCUUUUACUUAAACAUGUAUCGGAAUAAGAAUCUGUACACAAUGCACAGCAUCUGAUAGUGAUUUAAUUUAAGAGAAAUGCAACCUUUGACAUUGUUCUGUAUAAGAAUAGGCUUCGUUUUGCUAAAUAGUAGCACUUGUAUGAAAUAAGAAACUAACAUAGUUGGAAUAGAUGCCUAUUUUACUGUGCCUUUAGUGUCCCAAUACUUUAAAAAGAACAUUUCUUUAUUAGACUGACUGCUGUCAAUGAGUGUAAUGUACUGUAAACCUCCUCUACAAAGAGGCUAAUAAGUCUAGAAGGAAUGUCAUUUUCUAAUACAGGAUAUACUUAAGUUUCUCUUCAGAUGUAGAAAUUUGUGGUUUUUAGUUACUCUGUAUGCUCAGUUAAAUGACGGCUCCAGCUUGAUGCUGAUAUAAAUAUGUGAUUCUCAUGUUAACCUCUUUGAGAUGGAGGCUAAGAAAGUUAAUUGUUUGGAACUGCUUUUAGGGAGAUAAAAAUGCUAUCUGAUAAUAACUGAAGGAUACAUUUUCAUUUCAAAGACAUGCCUCACAAAACUCAUUAUAAAAUCUCUAAAAAUGCAUAUUUUAUAUGUAUUCUACAAACAGUGGGUUUUUGAGUGUGGAUACUUGCAUACUGGGUGUGUUUGCCUUACUUAUUUGUUCCUUCCUUACAGUGUUGUGUUUGAAUAGAGAUUAUGCUCUGCCUAUACAGUACAUCUAAUACCCACAGAGAUAAAAGUGGAUAAGGCUUACUUGUACAUAAAUAUAUAUGCCUGGUCCACACUAUACCGCUGUCUACACACAACUCCUGUGCCCAUUAUGUGUUGAAUGGAUACAUAGCAUGUACAGACUGACAGUGAUCUAAAGUGUAAGCAUCAGUUUCUAACAAAAGAAAACAUACAUACGUACAUAAUUUUAUUUGUAUGCCGCCUUUCCAUAAUUCAAACUAUGCUCAAGGCGGCUUACAACAUGAAAGAAACAUAAUUACAAACAUAACAAAAGUAGCCAUAAACAAUCAAUAAAAAACAACCAAAUUAAGCAAUUUCCACAUAAAUUAUAUUAAGACCUAAAAUAAAGAUACAAAAAAAAUAAUAUCAGAAACAGCAACAAUCCCACCCCCAACAGAAAAAACCCUAAACAAUAUUCCAACCCAAAAAAGGAUGCUUUGGUCUUGAAUGCCGCUUCUGCAGGUGAACUCCUGUCCUUUAGUUAUAAGUAACAGGCAUGUGAGCAAGAGCUAGUUGAGAUAAUUUUUUAUAAGCAUUAGCUGUAGAUUUGUUACCUGUGAAACUCUACAUUUAAUAGCAGACUUUUUUCAGGGGUACAUAUGUUAUUUUUCAUAACUUAGCUGUUUAACUUCCCCAUAAUAUUUUUCUAUAAGGUUUAAUCGUUCAUGAAUGUAGUGAAUAAAAGCCUCAGACACACCUUUACAGUAUAUUACAUUUUAUUCCACUAAACAUCACUGACUUGAUUCUAAGCCAAACCUAUUUCUUUCUUUCUUAAGCUUUUAUGACUAUGCGGGCAAAGUCAAUGAAGAGAAUUUGGAUAGGAUUCUUAAAGAUCAGAGAAAAGUAAGUCUGCACUUCUUUAUUAUUUUUUUCUCUGUGCUACCAGUAAGGCCUGAAGAAAAAGUAACGUAACAUUUUAUCAUAAAGAAUGAUGAAGGGAAAUAUGUUAAAUAUUAGACCAGGCAUGGCUAACCUUUUUGGUCCCAAGUGUUUGUGGCCAGUCUGUAUGCACAUACACGCACACACUGUAUGUGAAAUGGAUAUGUAAAAAAUAAAAGAAGGGAAAGUAUCCCAGUGAGCAUUCACAGGCAACUGAUAAUGGGGAGCUCUGCCCCCUGUCUCUCCCCUGAGCCAUCUCUCAGUCUCUCUGAAUCCUGUAGGACUGGUGAAGAAGAAUUGCCUAAAUGUUAACUUUUUUGUAGUUGUUGCUCCCUUUGCUUGACUGAAUUCAGUUUCAUGUCAGUGUUAAAUAGGAUGAGAUGUAGGAUAUAACCCCAAGGAAUUUCCCAAUACUUCUUUUAGGAAAUAGGUUUUCUAGCACUACUUUUCUGUAACUUCCUACCAAAGGAGUAUACCCACAGCAGAGCAGUGCCCACUACUUCUAACUCAUGUGGUCAGCACUCAACAGUGUGGAAAGACUUUUUUUAGAAUUGUAGUUGGUUUUUCUCUUCAUGCAAUAUUUUAAUUGUACUCGCUAGUUCACUGGGGCACUGCCAUAUCUUGUGUUUAGUUCUAUAUCUUUCUAAAUUUCUUUUAAAAAUGAAAGAGGAAAAUCUUUGCCAAUGACAUUAAAAGGGACUUAGUGGUUCAUAACAAUCAGCAGCCUAAGUCUCAGUUACAGCUGAUAAUCGGGUGGAACUUCCUCAUCGCUUUCAUCUUUCCUGUGGCUUUCAUGGAAAAAAUGUUUUCCGUUCUCUUUGAAAUACAGAGAGGGGUUUCUUUUAGUUUCCUUUCAAGUAAGAUCUAAAUAAUUGUAGGAAUUAUUGUGCAAAGUUAAAUAUGCAAUAACACUUUUCUAUUUAUUCUUCUUACUUCAGUUCUGAAGAAGGGAAAUUUUGUAGUAUCUUAGUGCUGUUUUCUUAGUAUCUACAGCAGAGGUUGAUAGUGACUAUAUUUGGCUUUGCAGACCAUUUCUAGCAACUCCCCACACCCCUCAACAAUUUGGCUGCAUUGAUGGUGCGUUUUUAAACUGGGAAAGGGAGGUGUUGCAUUUGAGCCCCAUCAAGCUGGUGUGACCAGAGAGAUUUCAAUCUCUCUGUCCAGAUCUGUUGAUGAUGAGAACGCAGAUCUGAUGAGCAAGGAGAGUGGGCGGUCUUGAACCUCAUUGCUGCAGUAGUGUGAGCUGAGAGUUUUCAUUCUCUUUACCCAUAACAACUUAAAGAUGAGAUUUUUCCCUCCCCGUGGUGUGAGAGAGUGACACACACACACACAGUGUCAUGCGGUCCUCAGAGCAUUGGAUAACUUUGAAUGUGGCCCUCAGGCAUAAAAAGGUUUGCUACAAUAAUAGAUUUUACUUAAACAGUAGAAAAACAUAAGGACUUGAGGGAAAAGAAGCUUUUAGGGAUCAUGUGAUAAGCAGCAUGCAAGUUAAAUUGAAUGUACUUCAGUAAUAAUAUCUGCUGUCUUUGAAACAGAAGUUUUCCUGUCUCUGCAAAGUGUAAUAUUUCCUGAAGCAUGGGAUUGUUGGUAACAUGAAGGGAUUCGAUUUUCUCUAGACUGCAACAAUGCUAUCUUGCAGAAUGCCAUUUAUUUCUUUGAUUGGAAUAAUUAGGCUUAAGAAUUCUGGCAUGUUGGGACUUCAUAAUUAAUCUAUAUUGAAUGUACUUUUGAGAUGCAAUUUUUAUCCUUCAGUUAAUACUCCCUAAUUCAAUCUUUAUUGUAGAACGUUAUUGGAUGGUACAGAUUUAGGAGAAACACCCAGCAACAAAUGUCAUAUAGAGAACACAUCAUUCAUAAACAGCUGACACAGAUUCUUGGAGUGCCUGAUCUUGUCUUCCUUCUCUUCAGUUUCAUCUCAACCGCCAAUAACUCAACACAUGCUUUAGAAUAUGUUCUCUUUAGACCAAACCGAAGGUAAACAGUUUAUAAGAUGUGGAGGGAAACUGUUUGUCCAUUUUAAUGGUUUUUUUUAAUUAAAAAAGUAAUAGUCACAAAUGAUGUGCAAGUUGCUUUUGCUCUGAGUGUUUCAGUUGCUUCAAGUGCUAAAUAGCUGGUGUGUAUUGUACCAGAUGACAUAAUCCACAGACAAAAUCCAGAAGUAUAUGCUCUUCUGUGGAAGCUGUCAUGAUUUCCCCCUAAUUAUACAAAACUGCUGAGUAAUAUAUCCAGAAAGGAGAGGUACAGUCAAUGACCAUUUUGCACAGGGGUUCUGUUCCUGGCCCAAGCAUGCUUUGGCAGAGCAUGUAUAAGCUCCCCGCACCCUGUUCUGCUCUUAGUGACUCAUUUCGUGAUGUUUUCAGGUCACUUCUGGGUUCAGCGCUGUGCAUGCAUGUGCCAUCGGUUAAUUGGUCAUUGCCUGUAUAUGGAAAAUGUAAUGUAGGAAUUUGUAAGAGUUAUUAUUGGAUGACACAUUGUAGUAGUUUAUUUAAAACCAACUUGAGAAGGAUUCAUUUUUAGAGUCUUGUUAGUUUAGUGAAUGCCAUUAUGUCUCAUAAUCAUAAUCGUGAUUAUAAUCAUAAUCAUGCUGCGGCAACCCAGUUAGAUGGGUGGGGUACAAAUACGUUGUUGUUGUUGUUGUUAUUAUUAUUAUUAUUAUUAUUGAAAACUGUAUUCUCAAUAUAUCUGCUAGUAAAAUAUUCUGCUGUCUCUUCAUUAAAGAUACUUUGUGGCUCACAAGAGUAACUAGAAACUAAAAUAUUUGAGAGUCAUGAAAAUGACCCAAUCACAAAUUGGCUUUCUAUAGCUGAUCUGGUUGUACUUGCAUAUAGGACUGCAAACUUUAGUUUUAGAUGAUUGAGCAAUCAUCUAAAACUGUAGCUGAUAAUUAGUGGGAAACAGCUUUAAUCAAUGUGACUUAAAAAUUAAAUAUUAUGCUUUACCUUUUUUUUUAAAAAAAAAAGCUAUUUAGAAAAAAAAAAACUAUUUGGUUCUAGUGGUGAUGGGUAAUAACCUCUUUCUUAUAUAGCCAUCAAUAACAUUUUCCAGCAGUGAGUUAGUUAUACUUUAUAGUUUGGUGAACAAAAAGCUAGGUUGCAUUCCUUUAAUGUUCUGGUUUGCAUGUACUGCAAGCUAUGACUUACUGCGUAUAAGCAAGCAUGCUGGUGCAUUGAGAAAAAUCAUGAGUGCUGCACUUCUCCCCUGGUCUUGGUGUACUACUAGGAAUAAGCUGCAAGUUGUAGCCUAGGGUCAUUACUUACUGCUAAUGGUUUGUUCGGGUGUCAGUACUUAUGAUCAUAACUAGUAUGUUAAAGUAAAAAAAGGUGAAGGUAAAGGACCCCUGACAGUUAAGUCCAGUCACAGACGACUCUGGGGUUGCGGCGCUCAUCUCACUUUACAGGCUGAGGGAGCCAGCGUUUGCCCGCAGACAGUUUUUCCAGGUCAUGUGGCCAGCAUGACUAAGCCGCUUCUGGUGCAAUGGAACACCGAAACCAGAGCAGCACACGGAAACACUGUUUACCUUCCCGCUGGAGCGAUACCUAUUUUCUACUUUCACUUUUGGCAUGCUUUCAAACUGCUAGGUUGUAUUUCCUUCUUAAUUGUAGCUUUUUGAAACCCUAAUCGUUGUGGGGAGGUAGUAAGGCUCUUCUGGGUGAUUAUUAUGACUGGAAUCUCUUGUAAGGAAAUAACAUUACAGAAAGUAACCUCAUAUUUCUAAACUUUUUUCUGCAGGUAUAAUCAAAGAGUGUCACUUACUAUUCCUAAUCUAGGCAACACAAGCCAGCAGGAAUACAAGGUCUCUUCAGUGCCAAAUACUUCCCAAAAUUAUACCAAAGUUAUUAAGGAGCAUGGGUGAGCAUUGUUUUAAUAUGUAACAAAUGCCAUUUUGGUGUGCCUAGAAAUAAAUGCAUGUGAUCGCUAACUUAGUCACACUUGCAGUGGAUCCAUUGAUUUCAGUUAUCAUGACUCUCUUAGAUAUCACCAGGAGCAGAUCUAGAGCAUUCUUGGUUAUCUGAUUUUGUUUAAUGACUUCUGUUUUUUAAACAGUACAGAGAAGUAGAAAAAUAAGUCAAAAACUUUAUUUGGGAUAAAGCAAAUUAUCAAGAAAAGCAACGUUAAUGUGACCAACGUUAACUGUAGAAGAUCUCUAUGUGUAUGACUUUUAUUGGCUUAAAUGAGGCUCCUUGUUGGCUUUUAGUUUGUCAUGGUUUGUUUUUUGUUUUUGUUUGUUUUGUGUGCAAUAAAUAUACAGUCUAUUUACUUUGUGGAAUAAAUGUUUCUCUUGUGUUAACAUAACAUCAGGUUGUGCAAAAAUAACUUUGGAUCGUAUCCAAUGGUGUCUUUUUACUUGAUGGAAGGCUCUUUGAUCUCAUUUCCAUCAGUGGAACAGGAAAGGAGGCAAUUUUUGCCAAUUUCCCUCUCCUCUGCAAAACCUCACCCCCUGGUCAAUUUGCUUGGAUUGGGGACCCUUUGGAGCAACAUGUGCAGUGGCACACAGAACUGCAGGGGAAAAUGAAAUUGACAAAAAUUGCCUCCCUCAUUUUUCUGCAAAUCGAAACCUCUGCUGAAUCAAAGAGCUUUGUGUCAGUGCAGGGUGCAUCAUAGAUGCUAUCCUUUUCAGACAGCUUCAGCAGUCCAGGCCUUGCUUCCUGGAGUAUGGCUCUGAAAGGUAAACCCUUUUGAAGGGUAAAAGACAUCUUGGAAAAGCAGGAUUUGCCCAUUUCUAACACAUUAUUUCUGAUGUAUUUUUAGUACUGCUUUUUUUGAUAAAGAUGGUGUGAUGAAGGACAUCAGGGCUAUAUAUCAGGUUUAUAAUGCACUUCAAGAAAAAGCACAGGUAAUUCUUCUUUAAUGUUCUGUAUUUAUUGUGACAACUUUCUGCUUACUAAUGCAAAGCUACAGUAAAACUUUCAUUUUGAAUUUAAAUGUUUCACGAACAACUUACAUUGUGAACAGUUAUAUUAAGCUAUAUUAAGUCAAAUCAACUAAUUAAAAUAUUUAGUUAAUAAUGCUCAAUAGAACAGAAAUUUCUAGCAUAAGAAUUGUAGGUAAUAAUUGUCUAUUACAAGUUUUCCCUGCUUUAAGACUGAAAGUAGCUGUCAAGGAAAUAGGCCAAAUUGUCCUAUGUCCAGAUCUCACUUUAGGAUAUGCAUGGGCAAAAUGCUGAAUCUUUGCGGCUGCAUUCUUCUGAAGGGCUUUCUCCACUGGACUUGAUUGCAAAAUUGAGGCCCUACUGUAUAAUGCAUUAAGGCUCUUUGUGUGUGUGUGUGUUAAAUAUUUGAUAAGGGAUCUUUAAAGAAUACUGUAGCAUUUAAAAUUAACAGAAAAUGGAAAUCCCUCUUUGCUCCAGCCCUUCCUUUUCUGUGAUUUAGACCCUACUGCCUAUUAUCUGGUCUUUUCAAGGUCUGGAUGCCAUUGUGCCAAAGUUUAAUUAAGGCCAUAACUGCAUGUUUACACUUAAGUAGCUGCCCCAAUUAUGUGCCUGAAACCUGGUUUAUUGCAUUACCGGUGGUAAAGUAAGCAUCCAUACCUACUCCCGCUAUGCAUGAAGUUGCCAUCUCCCUUUUAUUCUUAAAUCCUGUGGGUUGAUUUGAAACUGCAUCAUUUGUGCCACUUUAUUGUUCAGAUUCGUAACAUACAUGUCUGGUAGUUUAGUUUAGUAUAUUUAUAUAUUGUUUUGAGGAGUCACAGAAUGAUUAACAGUAAUAGAAUAUAGAAUAUGAAUUGCAUAAGAUGUUCAAUAAAAUAAAACACAUAUAAAAACUAAAAGUGUUCAUCGGGUAGAUAGCUAACCAGGUUUUAUGGAUUGAGGGCAAGUGGAUGAAGGCAUCCUCUAGUUAAUUUCUAAGAAGAAAGUUGCCCAAGCUUAAAUCCUGCCUCACUUAUCUCAAUUGUAUAGAGGCUUGUUAGGUUUCUCAGCAGUGAAGGAAGGGCUGUUUUCACAUGCUCAGAGGCAUAUUCUAUAUAUAUGAUCCAUGCUGUGAUCAUUAACAUCUGUACAAACGUUAAUACCCUUAGUGGUUCUCUUAAUGAAGUAAGUGCUUGCUUUCCAGAAAUCACCCUUUCCAAUAUUUGUAGGGAUGUGACUUUCCUUGCUUUAUGUUGGUGCACAAGUGACCUAAAGAAACCUGCCUGUUCAUGCUUUUUAGGCUUAUGCUAUUUUCUGUUACGUUUAAAGCUGCUAGUCUGUGAACUUUGACUUAGGCUUUCCCCAAAUAUUAAGUUCUUGCACAUUCUUUCUCACUCGUAGCUCUUUGAAAGAGAAAAAACAGAUCCAUGUGAAAUGCCAUGACAUCUUCAGAUGAAGGGUGGUAUACAAAUUUAAUAAAUAAUAAUAAUAUUUCAUCUAACUUUUACAUUUCUAAGUUCUAAAGAGCAGUCAGGCGUAUAAAAAGCCUCUUCCCAAUAUAUUACCCACCUGGCCAGUAUUCACUAGAUACAUUGCAAUUACGGCAUAAAUGGAUUUUUAUUAAACUGUUUCUUCAGCAGGCUGCUCAUCCCAACUUUUUAGCUGUAGUGCAAAUAAACUUUGCACUGCACCAGCUAGAGUGGCCAUUCUCUUGCAUUCCUCCAAAUAACUACUUGAAUUUUUUGGUUUGCCAAAGCUGGUGUCAGCAUUAGUGGCUUGGGACUACUCUUACAGUUUUUGUAGUGCUACAUCCCAGGCUGUGAGUGGACCUGCCCUGAUUAUUACAUGACCCUCAUGCAGUUUUGCUGCAGUGCAUAAAAUCAGUUUGCAUUACUGUUCUCAGAUUCCAGUAAGUAAUGACUGAGAGGUGGUGACAUAGAGCAUUAUCUGUUUUCAAUGAGGGUUUAUGAGUUGUUGCUUGGCCAUCAGCACACUUAGCAUUGGCCAUGUAUGAAGCCAAAAUCUGGCUGCUAAGAGUGCAAUUACUCCCAUCUACUUGGGAUUAAACACCAUUGAAUUCCAAAGAACAUACAGCACAGUCCUCACCAUGUCUACUCAGAAAUAAGUUUUUAAAACUUAGUGCAAAUUGUAUUUCAUUCCUUCAGUACUUUACAAUGAUGCCCAGAGUUGAAAUUUGGCAACUUCUCUUUCUACCACAGUAAUUGAGGUUUGGUCACAAGUGGUGCAUAGUAUAUGAAUUAUGAAAAUCUCACAGUGGCUGUGUCUUGGAACUUGAUUUUUCUACAUUGCAUUUCUACUAAGGCUUUUGAACAUGAAUUUUCACUAACCUUGUGUAUUUCUCCUAGGCAGUAUGUAUAGAAGUAGAGAAGAGUGAACAAGCUGCUGAAACUUUCCAGGCAGAAGUCAAUAAGCUAAAAACACAAAUCUUGCAAAAGAAACAAGAAAAGGAGCAGGAAAUAAGUAAGCCUUUUCUGUAAAUAUUCUCUACCUGGCUCGGAAAAUUGACCGAACCCUCAGCUCUGCAGUGCUCCAUUACACAGUCCAGUUGGAAACAAAUCCAAUAUUUAGAGUUUAGUGCAUAGCACAAUAGCAUUUUGUUCCAGACCCUUUUCUAAGGGUGAUAUCCAUUUGUGUCCAUCUUUGUAUGGAACAAAGAUGUAUUCCACACAUGCCACCCAAUUUACUUUGUAGGGUUGGAGAGCCCUACAUAUAUCACAUUGGGUAUUUAGAGAUGAUACCAUACACCACCUCAGUAAUCUAGUUUUGUGUGAGUGGCCACCUCCUUAGACGAAAUAUCAGGCAUAUCAUGUAUACCUUAAUUCUGUGGGGUAAGGAAAGCUGAUGAACAGGGACAAUUAUAGAAUUGGAGAUGCACCCUCCACUUGACCAUUCUUAAACACUGUUCCAGUUCUCUUUGUAAAUUGGCAGAUAAUCCCUGAUGCAGUUCCUGCCUAACACAAGAAUCUUUGCUGGAGAAAAUGCAGCACAAACAGAAAAAAAUAGUGUUAGAAGAAGCAGGGGAAGGGUUAAACUAGGAGAUGAUUAUAUUAGUAGUGAUGGGAACUUUGCUGCUAAUGUAGACAUGUGGAAUGGGAUGUUCAUUGAAAAUAUCAAAAUAUGACACUUAAUUGUAGUAUUCAGAAUGAUGGGCAUCAGUUAUGAUCUGGAGAUGUGAAAGACGCUGUAUGUUCUCUGGCGCUCUAGAAUGAAGUGUGUCCUUAAAACAUGCUUGUCUUAUAUCUGAAGUAUAGCUUUCAUAGUUAUUAAACUAUGGAUAUGGCUGGCAGUUCUUCCAUUCCAAUUAGGAACCACAUAGAUUAUACUUGUUGCUAAUUAUAAAUAGCUGAGUGGGAAGCCAUGUGCUUUCUAUUUCUAAGUCCAUUCCCGUCAACUCAUAAUAUGUACCGGGUAACUUCCUAAACAAAAUUUUAAUGGGGGCCAGUUCACUUUGGAUUGGACCAUAUCCCCUUUGUGUUACUCAUGAACACAAAUAUUCCCUAUAUUAGCUGGCACUUAAAUGACUAGAUGGAAUGUGGUGAAAGUCCAAGCAAGUGCUUAGCGGAGAAAUCAGGUAUAAGAUUAAAGAAAAAUAGGAUUAUAGGAAAUGUGGAUUGAGAAAUAGAGAGGGCCAUAUAUGGGGGUGCUAAAAGUAUAAAACAGUAAAUGCUGAGGGCAGAUAAAUGUGCGAUGGAAAUUUAAGCACUAGGGAGCAAUGUUUGUUUUUUAUUUAUUGUUGCCUCUUCAAAUGUAGCUUCUGACGUAUUGAAUGUGAUCCUGGGCUUUAAGUGCUACUCUGAUCUGCUAUCAAGUAGUUCUCCAAUAUACAUGACUAACGGUUCAAAACAUGAUUGGAUGGAUAACCCAUUAAAUACCAAGUUUGAGUAUUGGAAGGAUAAUAUAUUUCUUUCUGCAGUGUGUUGAUUUUGGGGCAUAGCAGUUAUGAGAGGUUUAACAGUCACUAGAUUUUCCAUAAGUACAUAAGCUUUAGGGUAAUGGCAAGUAUAGAACAAGUUCUUCAGUUAUAACUAAGUACAACAGAUUAUUUUUCUCUAGCUCUUGAAUGCCUUCCACUUUCAUGCUUACUUUUCCCUGGGGUAUGAUUUUACUUGCUUAUCAGUAUACUAUCCAUGUUAAAAUCAGGCAUUACAGUCAAAUCUCAGUUGUUGAACGUAAUCCAUUCCGGAAGCCCAUUCGGCUUCCAAAAUGUUGGACAACCGAGGCAUGGCUUCCAACUCAGGCAGAAGCCGCAUCAGACGUUCGGCUUCCAAAAAAUGUUCGAAAACCGGAACAUUUACUUCCGGGUUUUCAUCAUUCGGGAGCCAAAACGUUCCAAAACGGAGGUGCUCGGGAUCUGAGGUUUGACUGUAUAUUUUGACAAGGGUAAAACCCUAUGCCAUUCAUUUAGAUCCCUAAAAUAAAAUUGGGCCAAUACAGUUACUUACACAGCAGUUAUUUCUGUUUCUCUACAGCUUUUGGGCUCAUUCAAACCCUAUUGUUUACGUAUAUUUUAAUAUUAUGCUGUCCUAUCCUCUCCCUUGUCUAAUUGCCUUGUGGUGGGGAUUUAUUUUGAUGAAACCACAUUGCUCAGAUAUGCUGUGACAGACAUAAGACAAGAAGCAGAAGCUUUUAGGGUAAGGUAGCAAGUAAUCAAAGUGAGAGCUGAAUAGUCCUGAUAGUGUGGUAGAACUCAUUUUGCAUGGUUUCUGCCCACUGCAUUCUCUCCACACUGUGCAGAAGAACCAAAGGAGUAUUGAAAAGUUUGGAAAAAAAUCCUUCAAUUUUAGAGACACAAAAUACUGCUUCUGACAUUAGAAGAUUGACUUUUGAAAAGAUUAUAUGCAUGUUUAGUUUCAUUUGUCCGUGACAGAUGGUAUGUGAUAGUUCUAAAUUAGUGUUCAAAACCUCAGCGCCUCAUUAGCUAAGAAUCAAAAUUAAAGUUACUAUUGUAUAGUUCAGAGAUACAUAGAUCUCAUCCCAGUUGGUCUCAGUACCAUUUGAGGAAAGAGGUCAGAAAUGAGAAAUCUGUAUCUGAUGGUUUUGUGGUUCAGGUGCUGUUAGGAAUUCUCUUGCCUAAAAAUCAGCAUACUUCUCAAUAUUAGGUUGUGGUUUUGGCUUUUCAAAAUAAUAGCCAUUUGAAAUUGCUUUAAAUGGUUUUACUUCAGUCUUUUCCUGCAUAAGUACAAUCCUCUGCUGUGAGGCAUAAUACAUGUAUGCUAUAUAUACUCUGCUGUAACUGUACCAUUCUUUUUUGCCCAUGAGGAAUUCUCUUUUGAGGGGCAAUAAAUGCACCUAAAGUAGCCUAUUAUCAAGUUUGUGUUAGUGCCUGCCUUUGAGAAAUCCUGUCCGUUUGAGUUAACUAAACCAAAUUGCUCCACUUCACUUUGGCACUGGGUUUAACUUCUUGCAAGACAUUUCAAUAAUGAAGCAUGCUAGUACUAGCAAAGUGAAUUCUAGGAAAACUAGUUCAGUCAGUUUAACAUUGGCAGUUUUUCACUCAAAUGACUUACUUAAACAUAGUUGAAUACAUAGGUGCAUUGUGAGUUUCUUUUCAGUGCCCAUGAUAUCAAAAUUUUAUGCAGUUUGCCACAUUAAGAUACCUUGUUUUGACAGCUAAUUACAUUUAUUUUUCCACUUUUUUGUAGGACUGCAGCAGGCCAUCUUAAGCAGACAAAUGUCAAAUGAUACCUUGGAGCCUAUAUUUAUCCCCCGAAUGUCCCAUGCUGGAUUUGUUGCAGAAGGUAGUAAUAUUGAAGAACCCGAUGCCUCUGAUCCUCCUCCUCCUUAUGCUGACUUGAGUGUAAUCAAUCACGACAGUGCCAUACGCCCUGGUGUUCUAGAAAGCAAUGUUUUCAUGCCUCGACCUCAAGCAGUAGGCUCUUCCAGUUAUGUUUCCACAAAUACAGGAUUGAAGCUUUCAGGCAAUGGAACAUCCAUGCCAUCCUCUUCCCAGGCGACUGUCGGUGACAAUGUUAAUGAAUCAGAAGACAGUGACUGUGAGAAUUUUCUUGAACCUACAGAGUCAUCUGACAAUGAAUACGCACAGACAAGAAAUUCUCGUCCCCUGACACAUGCGGAUGGAGAUUCCAGGAACACUCAAAUCUCCCAGAUCUAAUGGAACAUGAGCUUAAUAUAGCACUAUCUUUCCUAAAUGUUACAGAAAUAUUUUGGGAUUUAACUUGGAGGAAAUGGGCUACAAAAGUGGAUUAUUGUGCACAGCAGAUGUAGAAGACUUGAACUUAGAUGGCUUAUUCACUUUUGUGAUACAUUUUUGCAAGUUUUGUAAUUGAAUCAUUAGGAUAAUCAAACUACUAAUAUUGAUGAAAUUCAUGGAUGUACUGGUAAAUAAGCAAAAUGAAAUUUGGGGGGGGGGGAAUCCUGUGGCUUUUGUUGCCAUAUUCUCCAUAAAAAAUGGAAUUUAGCAACUAAGCGCACUCUAAUGAUCUCAAAUCAAAGCUUACCUCGUGCACUAUCAUGCCUUGAAUUUUGGGGGAGGGGGGCAUUUCUAAGAACUUUGAUCAGCAGGCUUUUUAAUGGUGAAGCCAAAUAGAUCAUUGCCAGAAACAAAAACCUUUGAUAAUUUCAAGCAGCCUGAUUGGAACAAAUGUGAGCUAUAUUCUCUGCAUGCUCUUUUAAUAGAGAUGAAGUUUGUUUCAAUCUUUUUCUACUAGCCUAAUGUCUAUCACUUAAAAUUAUGGUUGCCUUUUUAUGUAGAAAAGCGAUUACCAGUAAAUCAUCAGUGAAUGUCUUAAGCAUAACUACUCUGACCUUGGUGGAUUUAAAGUGACUUUCCCACACUAUCAUCAGUUGCAUUUUUGUUCUAAAAAUAAUGAAGAGCACAUAGCAGAAAGUAGUGAAAUAAUGUGGUCAUUUCUGUCAGGCACCGAACAUUUAAUGCAAAACUUCAUGCAACAUUCAAAAUAAUCCAGAUUUACUAUGUAAACCACUUUGAGUCUCUGUUAGGGGAAAAGGUGGGAUACAAUAAUAAAUAAAUAAAUUAAUUAAAUAAAAUAAUAAAAUAACAAGUCCUGGAGAAUGGAAGAGGCUGUCUAGUGCAAUCCCCUAGGGUUUUCCUCUUAAAUUAAAACUAUAGCUCUUCUCAUGUUGGGGUAAGAACCUGCGAGGCAUGAAGUGGAAUCCGUUUAAAUAAUUUUUGAAUGCACUUACUAUAUUUUUUAUUUUAUGCUUGCAGGGGAAAAAUUGCCCAAAAGAUACAAAAUAGUGCCACUAAGUAUCGAACUAGGCAUUUUCUUCAAUUAGCAAAUGGCAAACCUUUGAUUCUGUAACAAUUCGUCUCUGUUUUAUUUAAUCCAACUCUUGAUUAAAAACCCACAUGAAGACUUCUUUUAGAUAUAUGAUUGCCUACAGCUAAAAACUCAGUAGCUAAACAAUCCCACAUCUGUCUGUUCGCCUCUCUGUUGUCUGUACUAAGUAAAACCAAGUGGCUUUGAAAUAUGAUAAAAAUACUUCUAUCUCCUUGGACAUUUGGGACUUUAUAAACAUUUCUGUUUUCAGUACUUAACAUACUAUUUGGCCUUAACAUGAUAUGUUUUGUUUUACAUUGCUGCAGUCUGUUCUAAUUAACAAAAAGUGUGUUUGGGUUUUAUUAACUUUGGGUAUCUACAAGCAUCUGUUGUGCUGGUUUGUUAAAUAAGUGCUGUUGCCAUCUCAUCAGUUCAUUCAAGAAAUUUUAUUUUUAUCUCACUCAAACUUUUAAUGUACAUCUCUGACAAAGCAGUUAAAUGUGACAAUAAAAUCUUAUUUAAUCCUUUAUCUUUUAAUAUCUGUCAGCAAUGUUUCAUUGCAGUGAGAUCACACAUCUGCAAGUGAAAGCAGUGUUAAGAUCCACCCCUCAAUGAAACAAAUGAUUGACAAAACUGUAUAUUGGUUCCCCUAUAGGCUGAGUGUAAAGAAGAGCACCCAUGAGAUUAUGGUUUGUAUACAGUAGUAAUCACUUUUUCUAAUGUCCAUUCACAUUUGCUCAUGCAUGGCAAAUAUCUGUAAUCCUUGCAACAGAAGACUGGCAGCAGCAAUUUAAUAAAUAUCCCCUUACUUUGCAUAGUACAUCACAACAACUUUUGGAGGUAGCAACUCCAUUUGCAUGGGUGACUCAGCUGAGUCUGGAUGAUGUUGAAUAUGUUUCUAUACACACAAAUUACUUCUAUAAAUAUGGGCAUAUUUAAUUUCUCAGUGGGAAAAUCAUGAUGUUGAAAUAUUACAUCGCCUAUAAUAAUAAUUUGUUAUAAAACCUGUGGUCUUAAAUCUGUUGCCUGUUUCUUCAUAAAUUGGGGUUACAGAGGCAUACACUUCAUUGGCAUCAAUUUAUAAGUAACUCAGAACCGUACAAACCUGCGCAAUUAUCUCCAGUAGAAGUACCAUCAUUGACCGUCCUGCCCUAUUGGUUCAUUGUAAUUGUUAUCUCUGGUUAUGUGUUAGGUUAUGACCGACCAUAAUGCCUGUAUAACACAGAUAGAAUGCUUGUCCCAUCAGCAGUAUCUGGUGUGAAUAUGAGCCCUCUUCCAUUAUUCUUACUGGGAUCCAGACUCAGCUGGGAAUAGGACCUUCCAUGCAGCAACUUGCUUUUAACCUUCUCUUUUGGAGGCUAAUCUGCCACCUUUUCUCCUUUCACUAACAACUCAUCUAAUUAUUUUGCAUAUACAUUUGUAUUAUGUAAAAACAAAUUAUAAUAUGGGGAGAAGCAAUGUCCUUAGAUUUGUUCCCUUAUCACCACUGAAGAAAUCAAGUGAUUAUAAUCUUCGUUACUAUGGUGGCAGCUUGCUUUUGUCUGCCUAGAUGCUUAAUAUAUUGUCUGAGAUGUAUUCUAAAUGGCAGAAUGGUAAGUGUUCUGUAGUCGGAAACAGGUCUAGCUUUUGUAGCGGGUUUGCUAUUGCACAGCGUAGUCUUCUGCAAAGAGGAUUGAUUGUCUGAGUCCCACUUAUAUGUAUCCUCCUGUAUUUUUAUUCUGCUUUCCAUAACUAAGCUUAAGGCAAUGUACGUGGGAAUUGCCAUGCAGUCUCCCAUGAAGGCACAGGCCAGACACAAACCUGAUUUGUUCCAGCAGUUUCUUAGUUCACAAGAAACUUGGGUUUCACAUUGCCAUCAACUCAGAGACAAUUUUUUUUUAAUUAAUUGGUGAUGUAGUUUUUCUAAACUGCUUGAAUCAUUUUUUAAUUAUGGGCAGUAUAUAAAUGGAUUGAAAUAAAUAAAUGUUUUUUUUUU